Messenger RNA from Mauremys reevesii (Reeves's turtle), 8072 nucleotides. RefSeq names its product supervillin (gene SVIL). Gene Ontology annotation, cellular component: actin cytoskeleton; cytoplasm. Gene Ontology annotation, biological process: actin filament severing; actin polymerization or depolymerization; barbed-end actin filament capping. Gene Ontology annotation, molecular function: phosphatidylinositol-4,5-bisphosphate binding; actin filament binding. The coding region runs from base 443 to 7276 and encodes 2277 amino acids. NCBI's taxonomy places the organism in Eukaryota, Metazoa, Chordata, Testudines, Geoemydidae. The transcript is spliced from 42 exons. The record is from RefSeq and is a predicted model, not a curated record.
CGGGGUGAGAGCCGCGGGGCAGGGGCAGGAGGCGCUGCGCCGAGGAGCGGGCCGGAUCCCUGCAGGCCGGCGGCGGGGCAGUUGCUGCCGGGCUCCCUGGAUAGUUAGGGAGCCGCCGCCGGGCGCAACAGGGGCGCAGUGCCUACAGCUCAAAGCCCAUCCCGUUUUGAGUAGUGAACAUUUUGACGCCGUUCCACUUGUGAAGCCACAUGGCUUAAUGAUUAGCAUUUGAGAUUUUGACAAAGAGAAUUCAGUCAGAUUUAAAACCUCAAAACUACUCCAAAGAAGGAGAGCAUUAAGUUUUCAGAAAGAAUUUUCAUUUGAGGAUAAAGAGGAACUUGCUAAUAGCACAAAGGACAUCGAUGCUAAUCUUUUAGCAGUGCUUCCAAAAGUUUCAGAAUUAAGAAAACUCUUUGAACCAAACAAGCAAAAUAUUUUGGAAAUGAAAAGGAAAGAGAGGAUUGCCAGACGUUUAGAGGGAAUUGAAAAUGAUACACAGCCCAUCCUCCUACAAAAUUGUCCUGGAUUAGUUACCCACCGUUUACUAGAAGAAGAUACACCAAGAUAUAUGCGUGCAACAGACCCAUAUAGUCCCCACUUUGGAAGAUCAAAUGAAGAAGAGGAAACUUCAGAUUCUUCUGUAGAAAAACAACCUAGGUCAUCCAGAUAUCGAGCAGAACCUACAGGAGCACAUUCAGAGCCUACAUAUAGCACAGGAGCCAUGGAUACCCAGGGACUUGAGUCGAAAGCAGAAAGAAUAGCUAGGUACAAGGCAGAGAGGAGACGUCAGCUAGCAGAAAAAUAUGGAUUGCCUUUAGAAUCUGAGGGAGAUUCUGAAUAUUUAUCCAGAUAUACCAGGGCAAGAAAAGAUCCUGAUGCUGGUGAAAAAAAAGAAGUAAAAAGCGACAAGCAGGAGGAUGAAAGCAAGGAGUAUAGUUCCCUGUACUCCUCCAUGUCUGAGAAUAAGGAGUCAUGGACUACUGCUUCUGAAUCAAAGGAAUAUUCCUUCCAUGAAAAAGACAGCAUUCCAGAUAGAGAGGAGCUUUCAAACUUGGAGAAUAAAAGAGCACCAGAUGUUAGUGCUCCUGGACAGACUCAGGACUUGUCAUCAGAAGUGGAUGGUUCUGCAUCCUUUUCAUAUUCUGAACAAGAAUCCUCCUUUAAGGAAGUGCCAAUGUCACCAAAGCAAACUUGCAGGGUAUCCCUUUCCUCACCAAAGCAGCCAGUUUCACCAAGUCAUUCAUACAAUGACCAGCCGUUGUAUAGUGACACCAGACAAGGUAGUACAGGGAAGGCAAAACCUGAAUGGUUUCUUCAGAAAGAUUCAGAAGGGGACACACCUUCACUUAUCAGCUGGCCCUCCAGAGUAAAAGUUAGAGAGAAACUGGUGAAAGAGGAAAGUGCUCAUGGAAGCCCUGAACUUGUCACAGACCCUGUAUCUCAGAAAAAAUCUCAUCCAGUGCCAGUUGAUUACAUGCCUCUUCAGUCAGAAACUUCUUCCUUUGAUAGGGUUGCCAGCCAGACACUCAGUUCAGUCCGCCAACCGAUACAUGGAUAUAUUCAGCCUGCUGGUGUUGCUCAUACUGCCAAACUGAUGGCAACAGAAGAUCCAGAAAAUAUCUCAAUUAGCAGCCUCUUAAUAUCAAACAAUGCCAACGUCAAGACAAAAUCCCCACCAGCCAGUGCACUGGAAAAGGAAAAAAGUAACAUACUUCAGAAUUAUGGCUCAAAGCCCGACGAAUAUCCUUUGGGGACAGAACAGCUUUUGAAAAACAGAAAACCAAUUUUGCAAUCUGAGGUUCUCAGGCAAGGGAAGAGCAAUGAAGACCAUUUUAGAGCAAGUGAAUUUGGCAAGGCUGCUGUUCCCUCAUCUCUUAUAAGCAAGCCAAAGGCUAACUCAUCAGAGCUUCAGAAAGAGCUAGAGUGCACUAAGCACCAGGUUCCUGAACCCCAGUUUAAGACUCGUGAGAACACUGAAAGGAGUGAGACAGUUAUGUACAUACAAAGUGGAUCCAUAUCACAUUCUGCUAAGGCGAAAGGUCAAGCUCAGGAAGUGUCUGCGAUAAAGCAUAAAGUCCUGACUCGUUCAAUGUCUGAUUUUACUGGCUCUCCUAAGCUAGAGGCUUUAAAAAGUAAGGAAACUGUUACGAAAAAGGAGAUGGCGUUCCAGAGUGCUGAAGCAAAUGUGCCUAAUGGUGAGAUUGGCAUGGUUGACACAAAAGUCUCUGUUGCUCAACUCCGUAAUGCCUUUCUGGAAACUAUCAAUGUCCACAAGAAAACUGAACUUGAAUCUCGAUUUGAGAUGUCAACAUCAGGUACUGAUUUGUCUGCCAAUACUGAACCUGAAAGAGUGUCACGAAGGCCAAGGCGCUAUUUUUCUCCUGGUGAAAGUAGGAAAACUUCUGAGAGAUUUAGAACUCAACCAAUCACUUCAGCAGAACGAAAGGAAACAGAUAGGUCCACUCUGAGUCCAGAAAUGCCGGCUGCUGAGGAUGAAGAAAAACUGGAUGAACGUGCCAAGCUGAGUGUUGCUGCAAAGAGGCUGCUUUUCAGGGAAAUGGAAAAAUCAUUUGAAGGAAAAAAUAUUCCUAAACCACGUUCAAGAAAUUCAGCAGUAGAGAGAAGAUUGCGGCGUAUGCAGGAUAGGUCACGCACCCAACCAGUUACUACCGAAGAGGUGGUCAUUGCGGCUACUGAACCUACCCCUGCUUCACGUACUGUGAAUACCCACACUGUAGUGACAAGAAUACCUAGUCCCACUGUAGUUAAGAGCACUGUACAACCUACCAGUUUACAGGCAUCAGCGCACCAAAAGACUUUAGCUAAAGAAGAAAUCAAAGAAGCAGUCGAGCAAGAUCAGUCUGGCGAGCCAGACUCCUCUACCCUAAGCUUAGCAGAAAAGAUGGCCUUGUUUAACAAAUUGGCUCAACCAGUAUCGAAGACCAUCUCUACACGGAGCAGAGGGGACAUUAGACAUAGGAGAAUGAAUGCUCGUUACCAAACACAGCCUGUCACUCUUGGAGAAGUUGAGCAGGUACAAAAUGAAAGUGGAAAAAUUACUCCCUUAUCACCUACUGUUGUAACAUCAGUGUCAACUAUGGCAUCUGUGAUUUCUCCAAUGUAUGCUGGGGAUCUGCGUGCAAAGUCAACAAUUGAUGAAAGUGUAAGUGCUACCAGUAAACCAGAUUUGAGAGUCCACUCUUCAGUAGAAAAUACAGACACUCCAGUAAAAGGCAUACUGAAAUCAGAACAUUGGCAGCCUUCAGUGGAAGUAAUGGAAAGCAAACGAGUAUCGAGGGAGCAUGAAGAGGGAGAGACACACAGAUUCUUAGCAUAUGAAGAUAAUGAUGUCAAAAAGUACAGCUCUUUUGAAGAAGUAACCACACAUCCUGUUCUUAGUAAAACAGAGGACUACCACAAAGAGACAAAAUACACUUUCCCAAGAAAGAGCAGUAUGGAAUUGUUUACCCAGCAAGGACUUUUACAGCCUGUGGAACAGAAGGAAUUUGUUUCUGAUACUGUCAUUCUGGGUAAACAGGAAGUCAAAGAAGGACUGUUCUUGGAGGAAAAGAUGGAGUUGGAGAGUGUCUUGAAAAGCAAGACCUUGCUGAGAGACCAUGUUGAGCCUACUUCUGAACUUGGCACGACGGCAACACAGGCAGUAACGGUGGUAUCCUAUAGACAGCAGGAGGCUUCUGAACAACUAGAGGGGAAAUUCUAUAAGAACCCCUGUGAGCUGUUUGCUGCUGGAGACAACAAAACAGAAACAACUGAGGACACCUUGGACGCAUCCAGCAAAACACUGUCAAUUAAAGAACGGCUGGCGCUGUUGAAGAAGAGCGGUGAAGAAAGCUGGAAAAGCAGGCUUAACAAAAAGCAGGAGUAUGGGAAAGUGUCCAUCACUGAGCGUAGCACACAACUGCAAGAAGCUGAGCAGUUGUUCAAGAAGAAGGAAGAAGGAGGAAUUACAGAUGAUAAUACCGUGUCUAAUCAGCUUUGGGAACCUGUCUAUGCUUCUACUUAUUCUCCUGCUAUACCUGUUGCCCAUAAAUUUCAUCCUUUUGUACCUAUUCAUCAGGUCAGUAGUUCUAGUUUGAGAGAAUCAAGCCCCCUGGUCUUUGAUGAACGGCAUCCUUGGAGAUGGAAGCAGAAAGUGGCAGAUAGCCGUGAGAGUCAAAUGACUAUUGAAGAAAGAAAACACCUGAUUACUGUUCGGGAAGAAGCCUGGAAGACAAAGGGUAAAGGAGCAGCCAAUGACUCUAGCCAAUUCACUGUAGCUGGACGAAUGGUAAAAAAAGGCUUGGCAUCACCUACUGCCAUAACUCCAGUGGCAUCCCCUUUCUGUAACAGGCUGAAGUCUACCACUCCAAUUUCAAAGCCUCUGGAAGAAAUAGAAGCCAGGCCUGAUAUGCAAUUAGAAUCAGACAUGAAGCUAGACAAGCUGGAAACAUUCUUGGGAAGGCUGAAUAACAAAGUUGGUGGGAUGCAAGAAACUGUGCUAACGGUCACAGGAAAAUCGGUGAAAGAGGUGAUGAAGCUGGACGAUGAUGAAACCUUUUCCAAAUUUUACCGUCACAUGGACUGCCCCACUUCCACAGUGCCUUUGGAGCUUGAUGAGGACUUUGAUGCCAUCUUUGAUCCUUAUGCACCAAAGUUAACUUCUUCUGUAGCAGAGCACAAACGUGCCGUGAGACCUAUGCGCAGAGCUCAGGCUUCAAGGAAUCCCCUGAAAUUGCUGGCUGCACGAGAGGAUAUUCUUCAUGAAUACACCGAACAAAGAUUAAAUAUUGCCUUCAUGGAGUCAAAGCGAAUGAAAGUAGAAAAAAUGUCUACAAACUCAAAUUUCUCAGAAGUAGCACUUGCUGGCUUAGCAAGCAAAGAAAACUUCAGUAGCGUCAGUUUACGAAGUGUCAAUCUAACUGAACAAAACUCCAACAACAGUGCUGUGCCAUACAAGAAACUGAUGCUAUUGCAAAUUAAAGGAAGAAGACAUGUUCAGACAAGAUUAGUUGAACCAAGGGCUUCAUCACUGAACAGUGGUGACUGUUUCCUGUUGUUAACCCCACAUUACUGUUUCCUGUGGGUAGGAGAGUUUGCAAACGUCAUAGAAAAAGCUAAGGCAUCAGAACUUGCAACUUUAAUUCAGACAAAGAGGGAACUCGGCUGUAGAGCUUCUUAUGUGCAGACCAUAGAAGAAGGGAUAAAUACCCAUACUCAUGCUGCCAAAGACUUCUGGAAACUCCUCAGUGGCCAGACAAGUUACCAGUCUGCUGGAAACCCCGAGGAAGAUGAAAUGUAUGAAGCUGCAAUAAUAGAAACAAAUUGCAUCUAUCGUUUAGUAGAUGAUAAACUUAUUCCUGAUGACGACUACUGGGGGAAAAUGCCAAGAUGUACUCUGCUACAAUCCAAAGAGGUUCUGGUUUUUGAUUUCGGCAGUGAAGUAUAUGUGUGGCAUGGGAAAGAAGUCACAUUAGCACAGAGAAAAGUAGCAUUCCAGCUGGCCAAACAUUUGUGGAAUGGAACAUUUGACUACGCCAAUUGUGACAUAAAUCCUCUAGACCCUGGAGAGUGCAAUCCCCUUAUACCAAGAAAAGGACAAGGGCGUCCUGACUGGGCUAUCUUUGGCAGACUCACAGAACAUAAUGAGACCAUAUUGUUCAAAGAAAAAUUUCUUGAUUGGACAGAAUUGAAGAAACACAAUGAGAAGAACUCUAGUGAAUCUCUUCACCAGAAGGAAGACUCCAAGUCUGACUUUAAACCAUAUGAUGUCAUGCUAAUGGUACCGGUGCCCCAAACUACGGUUGGCACAGUCUUGGAUGGAAUAAAUAUUGGCCGUGGCUAUGGAUUUAUUGAAGGAGAAGAUGGGAGGCAGUUUGAAAUUAUCACUGCCUCAGUGGAUGUCUGGCACAUCCUGGAAUUUGAUUACAGUAGGCUGCCUAAACAAAGCAUUGGACAGUUCCAUGAGGGAGACACGUAUGUGGUUAAAUGGAAGUACAUGGUGAGCACUGCAGUUGGAAGCAGACAAAAGGGCGAGCAGCAAGUAAGGGCUGUUGGAAAAGAGAAGUGUGUGUACUACUUUUGGCAAGGGAGGCACUCCACAGUGAGCGAGAAGGGGACGUCAGCACUGAUGACUGUGGAGCUUGAUGAAGAGAGAGGAGCACAGGUACAAGUGCUUCAAGGAAAAGAACCACCAUGCUUUCUGCAGUGCUUCCAGGGAGGGAUGGUUGUGCAUGCUGGAAGAAGGGAAGAGGAAGAAGAAAAUACACAAAGUGACUGGAGGCUGUACUGUGUACGAGGAGAAGUUUCCAUUGAAGGAAAUUUACUUGAAGUAGCAUGUCACUGCAGCAGCCUAAGGUCCAGGACGUCUAUGAUUGUCCUCAAUAUAAAUAAAGCCCUUAUCUAUCUGUGGCAUGGCUGCAAAGCACAGUCUCACACAAAGGAUGUAGGAAGAACAGCAGCCAAUAAAAUAAAAGAACAAUGUCCAUUGGAAGCUGGAUUGCACAGCAGCAGCAACGUGACAAUACAUGAAUGUGAUGAAGGGUCAGAGCCAUUGGGAUUCUGGGAUGCAUUAGGAAGGAGAGAUCGAAAAGCCUAUGAUUGCAUGUUGCAAGAUCCUGGAAAGUUUAACUUCACCCCCCGCCUGUUCAUCCUCAGCAGUUCAUCAGGAGACUUCUCAGCCACUGAAUAUAUAUAUCCUGCAAGAGAUCCCACUGUUGUCAAUUCCAUGCCAUUCCUGCAGGAGGAUCUCUACACUGCCCCACAACCAGCACUGUUCCUUGUUGACAAUCACCAUGAAGUGUAUCUUUGGCAAGGCUGGUGGCCUGUAGAAAACAAAAUAACUGGAUCAGCUCGAAUCCGAUGGGCUACAGACAGGAAAUGUGCCAUGGAGACAGUACUCCAAUACUGCAAAGGAAAAAACAUAAAGAAACCUCCGAAAUCCUACCUAAUUCAUGCUGGUCUUGAACCCUUGACGUUCACCAAUAUGUUCCCGAGCUGGGAACACAGAGAAGACAUAGCUGAGAUCACAGAAAUGGAUGCUGAAGUUUCUAAUCAGAUAAUCCUUGUAGAAGAUGUGUUAGCCAAGCUGUGCAAAACUGUGUACCCACUAGCAGAUCUUUUAGCUAGGCCUCUACCUGAGGGAGUUGAUCCACUGAAACUUGAAAUUUAUCUUUCAGAUGAAGACUUUGAGGCCGCCUUAGAGAUGACAAGAGACGAGUACAAUGCACUGCCCUCUUGGAAGCAAGUUAAUGUGAAAAAGGCAAAAGGACUUUUCUAAGUAAUGUUAUCGCUUAGUGAUAGUACCAGAGGGAUCUGUAUCGUCACUUUCAACACCUUGGAAUUAGCAAAAUGAAUUGCUCUGUAUUAGUGUUCAAAAAAAGAAAUUAGAGAUGAUCUUAAAUUUUUAGAUACUGCCUGAUCUUGAGUUGUGUAAUAUUGUAAAUGUGCAAGAGAACUCUUUGGAAGCUUUGUUUCAACUCCCAGGGUAAUGUGUUUAAACUUUGCUCUCCUGUGCACUUAAACAGUAGUUUCUCAAGCUACUACUGCAACAAUCCUUUGGCUAUAUAUAGGACUUGCCAUGUGUUUUUUGAAGAUGUUCUCUUUGUAAAGUGUUAUUUUGUUAGUUUGUGGAUUACAAAGAAUUUAUAUUUAUAUAAACACAUAGAACAAGUAUGUAUUUAACAAUGCAAUAUGUAUUCACUUUCAAGACUUUCAUGUAAAAAAAAAAUCUCUAUACAGAAAGGUAGUUGGAUGGCAGUUGCUUAGACUGAAUUAGCUAUACCACCCAUAUAUAUCUUAUGCAUUCUGAAAAGUUUCUCUUUGCAAUAGGUAAUGAAUUGUUCUCAGUGCUGCUUCAGGUGCUAAACUGAACAAAGCAUUUGUAUUUAUGGCAUGGGUUUCUUUAGAAACUAUGCAAAUCAACCUUUUUAUUUCAAUAUCCAAAAAUGUAUAGUGCCUUGUUUUUGUGUACAGUUUAUAUACAAAAAAGAUUGGUCUGCAUUUUGAAGAUGGUUUAGAACGGUCUCCUAUAUUACUUUUUAUAACGGUAGAAAUAAAAACAUCUCAGUUUCUAA